AUGCGUCGGCUUGACUCAGGUGCUGCUGGGGGUGGUCCUGCUCGGGGUGCUGCGUCUGGGGGUGUUGAGCCUGAGCGUGUGGAGCCUGGGGGUGCUGAGCCUGCGGGUGCGGAGCCUGGGGGUGCUGAGCCUAGGGGUGCUGCGUCUGGGGGUGCUGAGCUUGCUGGUGCUAAGUCUGGGGGUCCUGUGCCUGGUAUUGCUGCGUCUGCUGGAGGUCCUCCGAGUGCCUCGCAGCAGCGGUCUGGCCAGCGGGAGCCUCUCUCACCUCAGCAGCUGCGUGGGUGGUUUACUUGUCGCACACGCCUUCGGAGUCGCGCCGCUGGUGACCCAGGUGCUGCUGGGGGUGGUGCUGCUCGGGGUACUGCGUCUGGGGGUGCUGAGCCUGCGGGUGCGGAGCCUUGGGGUGUCGAACCUGAGCGUGCGGAGCCUCGGGGUGCUGAGCCUGUGGGUACGGAGACUCAGCGUGCGGAGCCUAGGGGUGCUGAGCCUGGGGGUGCUGAGCCUGGGGGUGCUGCUUCUGGGGGUGCUGAGCCUGGUGGUACUGCGUCUGCUAGUGGUCUUCCAAUCGCGCUGCUGGAGCUGGAGGCGCUGGAGCUGGAGGCGCUGGAGCUGGAGGCGCUAGAGCUGGAGGCGCUGGAGCUGGAGGUGUUGGAGCCGGAGGUGCUACCACUGGAGGUGCUGGAGCUGGAGGCGCUGGAGCUGGAGGCGCUGGAGCUGGAGGCACUAGAGCUGGAGGUGCUGGAGCUGGAGGUGCUGGAGCUGGAGGUGCUGGAGCUGGAGGCGCUGGAGCUGGCGGCACUGGAGUUGGAGGCGCCGGAGCUGGAGGCACUCGAGCUGGAGGUGCUGGAGCUGGAGGCGCUGACGCUGGAGGUGAUCAAGCUGGAAGCGCUGGAGCUGGAGGCGCUAGAGCUGGAGGCGCUGGAGCUGGAGGCACUGCUGCUGGAGAUGCUGGAGUUAGAGGCCCUCUGCAGCAGCGACCGUUUUUCGUGCCGCCGCCGCAGCUGUCUGAGCUUCCGCCCGAGUCGGUACUCCGCAAGGUUCUUAGUCUUCCUUCGUCCACUGCCCUUCCUCCUGGCUCGCCGCUGCCUGCCCCGUCUCGUUACACUGAGCAGCCGAUCUCUCUUAGAGAGCGUCGUGAGCCUGCCUCUCGUCCUGUCUCCCCUGUUCGCGCUGUUCGCAGCGCUCGUUGAGUCCCGCGUCCGCGUCCUCCUCCUGUGCCAGGCACUCACACUACGUCACUUCCCUGGGUCUGACCGUGUUCGUGCUGCUAGCCCCACAGUCACGCGUCUUCUGGCUACUGUUGUCACUGACCCGUCGUUUGAGUCUACUGUUGCGUCUGCCUUAGUUGCUGAGCUUGUGGACUUUGCUGCUGCUUGUCGUCUCGACUACGCCGCCAGUCUUGUUGCUGAGUCUGAGUCUAUCUGUCCUCCGUCCGUCCGGGGUGAGUGUGCUCUUGGCACGGACGUCCUUGAGGACAGGCAAGAGGACUUUGACUCUCUUGCGGCUGCUGUACCUCAUCUCGUGGCCUGGCUGCUUGCACCUGAGGGAGACCCGGAUGCACUGGACAUCCCGACCCCGCGCUCUUACGCAGAGGCGAUCUCGGGUCCCUACUUCUCUCAGUGGCAGACAGCCAUGGACGCAGAGAUGGCAUCCUCGAAGUCCACAGGCACCUACGUCGACGAGGUUCCCCCUCUUGGGGCGAACAUAGUCGAUGGCAUGUGGAUUUUCAGGGUGAAGCGGCCACCGGGUUCUCCGCCUGUCUUCAAGGCUCGUUACGUUGCACGAGGCUUCAGUCAGCAACAAAGAGUUGACUUCUUCCAGACCUUCUUCACUCUUCGGGUGUUGCUGCACGUUGCCGCUCAGCGUGACUACGAGCUUCAGUCUCUUGACUUCAGCACAGCUUUCUUGUAG
This is a messenger RNA of Closterium sp. Yama58-4, 1911 nucleotides long. Lineage: Eukaryota; Viridiplantae; Streptophyta; Zygnematophyceae; Desmidiales; Closteriaceae. The record is from the annotation of a GenBank genome assembly.